UUUUUUUUUCUUUUUCUUUUACUUGUCUCUAUCAUAAUAAUCAUGGGCGCUCCUGCGGCUGGUUCAAGUCGUCGCUGCUGCGUGUGCACUCGCAAGCGGCUCGCCAUCUGGAUGGGCGCGCUUGGCGCUCUUCUCCUCGCUGUCGGCAUUGCCAUCGACCCUGCCGUCAACUGGCUUGUCAAGAUGGAAGUCAAAGACUCCGUCAUGCUCACAAGCACCUCGUCGGCGCUCUACGACCAAUGGCAAAACCCUUCCAUUCCAAUCUACAUGACCUUCUUCAUGUUCAACGUGGAAAAUCCCGAAGAAGUCUUUGACCACGGCUCUCCGCCGUUUGUGCGCGAAAUGGGUCCCUAUGUCUACAAUGAACUGCGCAUCAAGGUCAACGUGACGUGGAACGCCAAUCAGACCGUCUUGACCUACCGCCAACAUCAAACGUACAUUUUCAACCAGGAAAUGUCGGGCACGAACACGGAAGACGAUCAAAUCACGACAAUCAACUUUGGCCUUUGCGGUCUUGUGGGCUUGCUCUACACCAAGGGCCUGGCCGUGAAGAUGGCCAUCGACGGUCUUCUCCAGGCCUUCCCGAAGGAAAAGUACUUUAUGACUCGUCCCGUCCGCGAAAUUCUCUGGGGCUACAAGGAUCCCCUGAUGUCCGCCUUGCACUUGGUGGACAACACCAUCGACCCCAUCAUCGCUUUGCAGCAGAACGACUCUGCUCCCGACUGGCAGUUUGACUCGAAGAUUCUCACUGGCAAGGAAGACAUCAACCAGGUGGUCCGGUACAUUCAGUGGGAUGGCUUCACUGAGCUUCCCUACUGGGGCUCCAAGUAUGCCAACAUGAUCAACGGCACGGACGCGUCGCAGUUUGCCCCAGACGUGCAAGAUGAUUUCAUUGCAGCCGUUUUCGUCGACUCUAUUUACCGCUCUGCAUACCUUCUCUACCACUCAGACGUGAGUGUGGAGGGAAUCCGACUCAAGCGCUUCACCAUCGACCCGAUGCUGCUCGCAAAUUCUACAGUCAACCCCGACAACGCCGCCUUCUACGACUUUGGCCCAUCUGGUGUGUUGAACAUGAGCACGGCGGCGGGUGCUCCUGUCUUUGCUUCCAAGCCGCACUUUUUGGACGGCGAUGAAAUUUACCGAACCAAUGUCCUCGGUUUGCACCCCGUCCGCGAGUGGCACGACACCAACCUUGACAUUGAGCCAAUCACGGGCGCGCUGAUGCAGGCAGCCAAGCGUCUGCAGCUGAACAUGGAGAUUCGCAACGACCCCUACAUUUUCCGCACGGGCAAAACCCCGUACGCGAUGCUCCCCAUCUUUUACGGCAACGAGAGUGUUUGCAUCACGGCCGAUCUUGCCGGCCAGUUCAAAGACCAAGUGUACACGCCGCUUAUCGCCUCGACCGCUGUUCACUGGAGCGGCAUUGCACUUGGCUCGAUCAUGCUUCUUGUCUGCAUCGUUCUCGUCGCACUCCUCGUUCGAGAGCGUCGUUCUGGCCUUGACCUUUCUGCAUACAAUGUCAACCAAGGGGAAGACUCGGCUCUCCUAGGCAAAGGACAAACCUGGGAGUAGUCUGCUCCGCUGUGCGUGUUGCUUGCUUGAUUUUGUUGGCAUCUCACUCUGCCGACUUGAUGUCUGCUCCUGCUCGCGUUUGCUUUUGUUUUGUGCUUUCUGUCGCGUGUGCUCGCGUAUGUGUUUUGAUUUGAUAUUCCUUCAUAAAACGGUUAUUUCAUGAAAAAAAACAAAG
Messenger RNA from Capsaspora owczarzaki ATCC 30864, 1747 nucleotides. RefSeq lists its product as hypothetical. Bases 43 to 1572 code for a protein of 509 amino acids. The record is from RefSeq and is a predicted model, not a curated record. Gene Ontology annotation, cellular component: cytoplasm; membrane. Lineage: Eukaryota; Filasterea; Ministeriida; Capsasporidae. The transcript has 5 exons. Gene Ontology annotation, molecular function: scavenger receptor activity.